Malus domestica (apple) is the source of this 1290-nucleotide messenger RNA. RefSeq names its product jacalin-related lectin 19-like. NCBI's taxonomy places the organism in Eukaryota, Viridiplantae, Streptophyta, Magnoliopsida, Rosales, Rosaceae. Gene Ontology annotation, molecular function: carbohydrate binding. The record is from RefSeq and is a predicted model, not a curated record.
AAACACUAUGAUAGCGUUUGGUAAUAACCUUGCCUCCCCACACCCUUCACACACAGACCCAGCGUUUUUCUUUGGACACCUAACAAGAAUCUCACCCAGCAAACCCCCCUCCAAAAUCUUCAGCACUUCCUCAGAGCUGCCUAUAUAUCUCCUCUUCACAAACACCCGCGACGGCACCGCUGCCUCCUUCCCUUUCCCUUUCAUCAAGUCGCUCAACUCUUCUCCGAACCCGUGAUCCAUUGACAUGUCACGCUCGACAAUCAUCACCCCGAGGCCUUCUAUCUCUACCCGGACGGCGUUGCACUCCUCAAAAGUCCGCCGCAUUCCUCACAUCGGUCUCGGGUCGGCCAAUAGCGACUUGGGUUCGAACUCGACUUGGGCUGGGACAAGGGACUCGGGAAAAUGGACCUGGAAGUGAAUCGAGAAAGGGGUGUCGACGGGGUGGUGGGCGCAGGUGGCGGAGGGUUGAGAGUGAGGAGGCUGUAGAUGGAGGAAGUCAGCGAGACGAUGUGGUGGCUCAGCGCGGAGCUGCCAUGAGAAAGGAGAAAGGAGGGCAAUAUUGGGGAAGAUGGCAAGGAGCAAGCAGGCGGGAAGAGGAAGAUCAUGGAAGUAGGACCAUGGGGAGGAAAUGGUGGAACUCCUUGGGACGACGGCAUCUACAAUGGCGUGAGAGAAAUCACGCUUGUUUAUGGCGAAUGCAUCGACUCCAUCACCGUGGUGUAUGAUAAAAAUGGCAAGCCCUUCAAAGCUGAAAUGCAUGGAGGUCACGGAGGCACUCAAACCGCGGAGAUAAAGCUGCUGUACCCCGAUGAGUACAUAGUCAGUGUGACCGGGCACUAUUGUACGAUGGUGGAUGCCGGCAUCUAUUCCCCUAUCAUCCGUUCGCUUAAAUUUCAGAGCAAUCGAAGAACAUUCGGACCAUUUGGAAGGGAUCAAGGCACACCGUUUACUUACACUCUGGAUGGAGGCAAAAUUGUUGGCUUGAAGGGAAGAGAUGGUUUAUACAUAGAUGCCAUUGGGUUUCAUGUAUCCCCUGCCCCAGCAAGACUCUCUGACAGAGUUCAGAAGAGUUUCAGAAGGCUCGGGUGCUCGGUUACCUGCGGAGCCCAGAUAAACUGCAACGACUAGACUGCUUCAAGUUGAGAUAUAUAUAUAGUUCAUAGCUAAAGGAUUUUGAAUGUAUAAGCUAGUGUGUUUCUGCUUGUGUUUGUUUUGAUGUAUACUUAUGCUAUCCAAAUAACCUGUACCGUGUUUUCUGUACAACGAUAUGAAAACAUGCUUCACUUUUAA